AGUGCAUUACGGGAAGGCAAUCAGAAAGAGUCAAGCAGAAAACCAAGAAAAAACUAAGGAGUAAAAACCACGCGAAACCAAGCUAAAUAUUCCUUCUUUUUGGUUUUCUUCACCAUUUUGCCCCCAAGGAACAUCGAAAAGCUACAAAAGUGGAAGGACAAAGAGGAAAGUCUUUAGAUUUUCCGGGAGCGAGUACGAACACUCACCGAAAUCCGCAGCAAAAUCUCCCUGGAACAACAACCUCUGCUGCUUCCGAACGAACAAGAUGGAUACCUUCGUAUAAUCGUACUUCCACUCUUACGGAUGAAAAUGAAUUGGUGUUUCGACGUGUUCGAGGUGUUCUUAACAAGCUGACUCCUGAUAAGUUUGACAAGUUGUUUUACGAGUUACUCAAUGUUGGGAUUGGAACCAAGUACAUAUUAAAGGGGGUUAUACUACUCGUGUUUGAGAAGGCUCUCGAUGAACCUAAAUACAGUUCUAUGUAUGCCCAGCUGUGCCUGCGGCUCAGCGAGGAGGCGCCAAACUUUGAUGAUCCUGGAAAAACUGGCAAUUCGACAUUCAGACGCCUACUACUCAAACAGUGUGAAGAAGAGUUCAACAACAGAUCCAAGGCUAGUCAAGCUUUUGAUAAGAAAGAUGGUCCACUCACACAGGAAGAGGAGGAGCAGAGGGGCAACAUCAAACGCAAGAUGCUGGGCAAUAUCAGAUUUAUUGGUGAGCUGGCGAAGCUUGACAUGCUGCACGAAACUAUUCUACACAAAUGCAUUAAACAGUUGCUGGACAAAAAGAAACGUGCAUCUGUGGCCGACACGUCUGAAGACAUGGAGUGUUUGUGUUACUUGAUGAAGACAGUGGGACCGAGAAUUGAUGUACCAAAGGCAAAGGUAUUUUAAAAUUUAUCUACUGCAGUACUGUAGUGUGGAUAUUUUUGAGGACUCUUUUUUGCUAUAUUUGAUAAAAAAAAGUACAUUGUACAAACACAUCAGAACAAUGUGCUGGAUUUUC
Messenger RNA from Exaiptasia diaphana, 1005 nucleotides. RefSeq names its product eukaryotic translation initiation factor 4 gamma 2. Lineage: Eukaryota; Metazoa; Cnidaria; Anthozoa; Actiniaria; Aiptasiidae. The record is from RefSeq and is a predicted model, not a curated record. The transcript is spliced from 7 exons. Gene Ontology annotation, cellular component: eukaryotic translation initiation factor 4F complex. The coding region runs from base 480 to 893 and encodes 137 amino acids. Gene Ontology annotation, molecular function: mRNA binding; protein binding; translation initiation factor activity.